Messenger RNA from Helicoverpa zea (corn earworm), 1355 nucleotides. RefSeq names its product probable RNA methyltransferase CG11342. The transcript has a single exon. Lineage: Eukaryota; Metazoa; Arthropoda; Insecta; Lepidoptera; Noctuidae. Gene Ontology annotation, biological process: miRNA metabolic process; negative regulation of pre-miRNA processing. Gene Ontology annotation, molecular function: RNA methyltransferase activity; O-methyltransferase activity. Gene Ontology annotation, cellular component: cytoplasm. The record is from RefSeq and is a predicted model, not a curated record. The coding region runs from base 90 to 830 and encodes 246 amino acids.
AUUUUGACAGCAGCAAGGAAAGCGAGCAGUCCAUAUGUUUAUGUUUUAUAAAUAUAGAAAUUAAAACGAAAUAUUCUCCUGUAAAUAAAAUGAAAAGUGAAAGUGAAAUCAAAGACACCGAUCUGAACUUUUACGGCAGUGACCCAGGCGCUGUGAAGUUUGGAAACUUUAUCAAUUAUUAUUCUUUUCACGAUGUUGGCGAAAGGAUAAACAAUCUACGUCCACAAAUGUUUCCAGCACCAGUAGACAAGCAGCUGGUGUGCCUAGACAUCGGGUGCAACACAGGGGAGUUGUCCAAGGCUCUUUAUAUGUACCUACAGACUGUUUACCCAGACUGUGAUAUCCAAAUACUGGCAAUAGACAUCGACUCCACGUUGAUAGAAAGAGCUACUGUAUCAAAUGAAUUCCCUAACAUUAAGUUUAUAACUUGCAAUAUCAUGGAUCAAAAUGACAGACUGUGUAUACAAAAAUAUUUAGACUCACACCAACACACAGCUUUUGAUGUUACAUUUUGUUUUUCUGUGACUAUGUGGAUUCAUUUAAAUAAUGGUGAUGAAGGGUUGUUAGAAUUUCUAAAACUUAUAAAAUCAUUUUCUAAGACGAUUAUAAUAGAACCUCAACCAUGGAAAUGUUAUAGAAAUGCUCAAAGGCGGGUUAAAAAAUCAGGUCACUCCUUUGAACUAUACAGCUGUUUAAAAAUAAAAAGCGAUGUAGACUCCAUUAUUGAGAAAACUAUGUCAGAAGACACUCAUGUUAAAACCUAUGAAUCUGAAAAUUCUUCCUGGAAUAGAAGAGUACUAAGUUUUAGUUCUAUGAAACUAUCAGCUUAACUCAUAAUAGUUUUGAUGACUUAUAAAUGAAUUAAACAUGCAUUUUGAAAAUGUAGUAAGUAAAACUUGGUACACUUUGACAGUGGUUCUAAUCAACUGUUUUUUUUUUAAACUAUGUGGAAAAAGCGGUGUUUUAUCUGAAUAAAAUAGGCAACGUAAAAUGAAAAUGUAACACUAAAUACAGUUUUACAUUUUAUUGAUAAGUGAAAAAAUUAAAACAGUGUUUAAGUAUGUACUUUCUUAUCAUUUUAAUAAUUAUAACAAGUCCAUCUUGUAACACUUGACACUCUUGGUAAAAAACAAUAGAUUCCUAUGCCAAAAUUAUCUUACACAAUGUACAAAACAUUUGCUCAAAUUCUUAGAAGACAUAUGCCUCACUGCAUAAUGUAUUAUGAAAUAGAUAACAUCAUUACAUGUAUAAGUUUCGGUCCGGUUCCCAUUAUCCGGUUAAACUGGAAGCCAACCCCAACAUAGUUGGGAAAAGGCUCUAGAGAUGAUUGAUGACAUUACAUGUAUAAGUUUUAA